Molecule: messenger RNA, 2004 nt
Organism: Dunckerocampus dactyliophorus (ringed pipefish)
Lineage: Eukaryota; Metazoa; Chordata; Actinopteri; Syngnathiformes; Syngnathidae
Gene: catip
Product: ciliogenesis associated TTC17 interacting protein
Exons: 9
Coding region: 729-1823 (364 amino acids)
Biological process (GO): cilium organization; actin filament polymerization
Source: RefSeq, a predicted model, not a curated record
UCGUUGAGUUUCUGAUAUGACAAGACAAGCAGUGCACACAAGUGCAAUAAUCCGAUGUAUGGCUAAUCAAUGUAUUUCCUUUCGAGCAGCAGUACUCAAAGAGAUGUGUUUCCAGCAACACUAGCUCGGACUGGAUGUUAGGCAUUUUAUUUUCAAAAGACGAGCCGAAUAACCAUCACGGCAUUGACAGCGUGUUCCUAUAGUUACAGUAUCACUUUAUACCUCUAUAAUUUUGACAUAAUUGAUAGUGAAAUGUUGAAGAUGGAAAUUAAAUGAUGCAUUUACACCCGAUUUUCGAUAUGUGGAGGCAAGCUGUGACCCGAAGUGUGUCCUGUAGUUUUGCUAGCUCUCACAAAAUAAUCGUCAUUUUUUUAACCAUCUUUUUUUCUCUCCGUGUCCCCUCGGGGCACGAAGACAUGAAAUUGUUGAAAACAAGGCGCUCAAACAGCAGUGAAAGUUCAUCUUUCAAUUGAACUCCAAGCAAGUUCCAAAUUGGCCUGCCCACUUACACGCAGCUUUACGGUACUCGAGCUGUGGUUGCCGUGGCAACUCCGCUGUCGACUCUCCUCACUGACACAUAAAGGCUUCGCAAGCGAGAAGAGGCAAACACUUGCAUAAAAUGGCAAACACAACUUGUGUGUCGUAGCAGACGCCUGUCUUGUCACACUGUUGACGCGGAAAUCUGUCUUUCCCACCACAAGGAGCGUCUGUUUUCAAAACAGGACAUUAUGGAGGCUCUCCAAAAGGACGAGAGUCCACCUCUUUCCAUUGAGGGGACCGGGCGAGGUCCUACGGAGUUGAGAGCCUCGGAUGAAGCUAUCACUUUGAUGUCCAGCAUUGAGCCCUCGGAGCUGCCAAAGUGCGUGUUUGCAGACUCUCUGGUGACUGUGUCAGAAGGUGGUCGAGAUUUGGGGAGGUUCUGCGUGACCGUGGAGUUUGCCCGCAGGGGCCGGCGGCCUUGUAUGCUGCUCCAUGCACAAAGCCAGGGGGCCAUCGACGACUCCCCCUGUGGAACAACAGUGACAGCAUACCUCACCGCUGACCUGGAAGUGCUGGAGGAAGACUACCACGAGUAUGUCAAGCUUGAGGGACACACUGUGGACAAGCGCUGUCACAUGGUGCAACGAGAUGGAAAGAUGGUAAUUGAGAAAGUUACUACUGCUGGAAAGGUGAGAUGUGAAACAGAGCAUUACACGGAGGUGACAAGGGAGAGUGUUUCCUAUUCCAUGUCUGUCCUCAGAGGGCUUAUAACCGAGGGUUCCAACCUCCUGCUCAUGCGUCUUAUUGCUUUGAGGAAGAAAGUGCCAGAGCACAUGAACUGCAUCACCUUUGACCAGAAAUUACGCAUCAUCCGCACUACCUUUCGCGAGCUGGAACAGAAGACGAUGGAGAUUGAGGGUGAAACUGUGGAGGUAUUCGGGGUGGAGCGGAUAAUUCAUUCUGUGGAUGACAGCCCUAUAACAUGGCAGUGCUGCCUUCUGCCUGAUGGGCAUCUUGCUAGCAGAGUGCAGGUGGGAUCUCCGGUCAUGAUGAGGCUCCUACAGCUGCCGUCACAGAAAGAAGAAGAGUUUGGGAAAAUCCCCCUGGUUUGGGAAGAAGAUCUACAGAUGCGCUCCAAGUUCCUGGACAGAAAGGAGGAGCUGAAGGCUGACCAUGCCUCAUACUUGAGAGAGCAUCCAGAGAUCCGUGCCCUCAUAUCUGACUUCCUGCAGUUCCUGCUAUUAAAGAAACCAGAUGAUGUAUUCCAGUUUGCCAGAGAAUACUUCCUCCCCUUCACCCCUCACAGUACCUCAGACACAAGCCUAGACACUUCAACACAAUGAAAUCUCACCUUCUACAGAUCACUGUUAUUAAGCAGGUGCACACUAUUCACAUGCAGCUGUGGUUUCAUGUAGAAAUUUAAUUUAUAUCAACAGUAAAUGAUAGAGGAACCAAUGAUGUAUGAGUGUGAAUUGAAAAACGCACAUGUUAUUCAAAAAUAAAGCUUGUUUCACAUUGCAUAAC